CCUGGAGCUGUUGAUAGUCUGGUCCAUCUGGGCCACUCACUCCCUGCUCACAGUCCCAGAGACUCCUGUCUCCAAAGGGGAAAACUUGUCAAGGACAGCCGUUGACAAGUGGGUCACAGACCACACUUCCUAUCACUGGUCAGGAGGAGAUAGCUAGCCAGGUCAGAACAGAAGGAGCUUUGAGAAGGCCGCCUGGCGUGCCCAAGCUCCCAGCGGGUGCUGGCCCCCAAGGUCACAUCCCGAGAGAUAGGGGCUGCCCUCCUGCACAAACAGCCCUGCUCGCCCAUAUAAGCCAGGGCAGCCCAGCCCCUGGAAGCACCCAGAAUGCAGGGCCCGCCCCUCUCUCGGCUGGCCCUGGUGCUGUCGGCGCUGGGGGCUCUGCUGAGGGCCGGGACCCCCAGGGAAGAGACCUCCAGCACCCCUACCUUGCCUGGGGAGCCAACUACAGACACCGGGGGGCUCAUCUUCCACCAAGACUGGGAAUGGCCACCCCCCAGCAUCCGGCCACCAGGCAGCGCUGGGGAUCCUCUGUGCCUGGUGACCCUGGGUGGGGGUGGCAAUGGGAGCAGUGCUCUCCUGCGGGUGGUGGGGGCCUUGAGUGGCUACGAGCAGGCCUUCCUGGAGGCUGUGCAGCAUGCCCACUGGGGCCCUCGCGACCUGGCCACCUUCGGGGUCUGCCCCUCCAGCGGUAGGCAGGCUGCCCUGCCCCACCUACAGCAGCUGCAGGCGUGGCUAGGGGAGUCCGGGGGGCGGCGGCUGGUGGUCCUGCACCUGGAGGAAGUGAUGUGGGAGCUGACGCCCUCGCUGAAGUUCCAGGAGCCUCCACCUGGAGGAGCCAGUCCCCUGGAGCUGGCCCUGCUGGUGUUGUACCCAGGAACCGGCCCUGAGGUCACCGUCACCGGGACUGGGCUGCCCGGCACCCAGAGUCUCUGUCCAGCUCCGGACUCCGGUUACCUGGUGCUGGCUGUGGACCGCCCGGAGGUGGCCUGGCGCAGCCCUGGGCUUGCUCUGACCCUGCGGCACCGCGGAAACGGUGCCCCCCUGAGCACUGCCCAGAUGCAGGCCCUGCUGUUUGGCGCGGAUUCCCGCUGCUUCACACGGAUGACCCCGGCCCUGUUGCUGCUGCCCCCACAAGAGCCUGUGCCUCUGUCCGCGCGAGGCCAGCUGGACUCGGUGCCCUUUCCGCAGCCCAAGGCGUCCCCGGAGCCCGAGGAGCCGCUCCCCAGCGCCGACCCGUUCCUGGAAACACUCAUGCGCCUGGUGCGCGCGCUGCGGGGUCCCCCGGCCCGAGCCUCGCCCCCGCGUCUGGCCCUGGACCCGGGAGCGCUGGCCGGUUUCCCGCAGGGCCAGGUCAACCUGUCGGACCCCGCGUGCGGCUGGCCGCAGUCGGACCGCAACCCGCGGUACGGCAGCCACGUGGUGCUCCUGCUGAAGAUGCAGGCCCGCGGCGUGGCCCUGGCGCGCCCGCCCUGCUGCGUGCCCACGGCCUACGCCGGCAAGCUCCUCAUCAGCCUGUCGGAGGGGCGUAUCAGCGCGCACCGUGUGCCCAACAUGGUGGCCACCGAGUGCGGCUGCCGGUGACCCUGCGCCCCAAGUGGCGCACUGGCCCGUAUUUAUCUGGAGCCCUUCAUCAGCCCAGUAAAGAGCAGAAAGCACGUGG
Vicugna pacos (alpaca) is the source of this 1660-nucleotide messenger RNA. The record is from RefSeq and is a predicted model, not a curated record. Lineage: Eukaryota; Metazoa; Chordata; Mammalia; Artiodactyla; Camelidae.